UAAAUUUUUCAAGUUUUUAGUGAAUUAUAGAUGAUUAUAAGUUUUCAAAAUAAUCAAAACAUCAAUUAAACAUUCGUUAGUUAUUUACAAAAGACUCGCAAAAGAAUAGAUAAUUUUUUUUAUUUCUUUGAAAUCUAUUUUUACAUCGUCUUAUAAACAAAGGAAUAAUAUUUAUAUUAAUGUAACUAAGUGAUCGUAAAACUAGAUUUAAUCUAAUUGAAAUUUGGCGCUUAUCACCGGCUUAGCCAAAAGCGGAAGUCAAUCAGAAAAAAGACUUUGGAAUUGUGUGAUUGGCUCGCAACAUCGACCAAUCGUGUCACAACAUACACGUGACUUUCGAUUUCUUAUCACAGUAAGGCCUUUGCCGUCUCGAUCUUGAUUUUGACCUGAUUUGUUGAUGUCAUCAGAGAUUCCCUCCACGAAGCAAACGAGCGCAUUGGCACUCAAAUUCUUCACGUCGUUGUGCAUUACGAGAACGUGAGAAUUUCGCAUCAAUAGUGAGUAAAACUAAUCCUCCUUAUCGGUUUCUUCGCGAACAUCACACGUGAUUCACCUUGAUCACCUGAGGAGCGAAUUCGCGUAGAUCCUUAGUAGAGCUUUAUGGUUGAUGGCAGAGAACGAGGGCUUACAAAGUUAGCGUUCACGACUCGGUCUCUGUCGUCACCUAAGUCAAUCCGAUUGAUGUCAUUAGAGGGAGCGAUGCCUGCGCAACAAGUAGCGAAUUGAAGAACCUGUGACGAAGCUAGGCGGGGGAGGGAGAAAAAAGGGGAAGGCACAAAGGGCAGAUAUGGAUACGCAUACGCUGCGUUUGAAAAGUUCGAUGGUCGUUGUUUUGUGAGAUCUGUGGUGCUUUUCUACGGAUGUAAACGAGAGUAAGAAAAUACGAAUAACUAUUUAAAUCCGGAUAUAGUAUAAUAGGGUACAUUGAAGAAAAAAUAGAGGAUAUAUAUUUAAUAUUAUAAAAGAUAUAUACACACAUACACAAGAUACAACGUAAAGAUAAUUGUGUGGGAAAAUUGAGCGAUUUUGUGUUAGCUAGAUGCAUGCUAACACUUUAGGUGAUAUAUCAAAAUAUAUGGUGAUGUCGACCAGAGGGAUGUCGAAACGAGCGCAAGAGCCAGUAGAUCAGUGGCUGACAAAAGAGGGUUACUUCAGGAAACCUACUCCUAAAGAUCCAACCUGCUUGUUCAGAGCAAUCAGCGAACAAGUGUAUCAUACGCAGCAUUAUCAUCUCCGAGUAAGAAAAGAGUGUACGGAAUUUAUGAAGAAAAAGAGGCAUCUGUUCACGGAUUCCAUAUCGACGUCAUUCGAUUAUUACCUUAAAGAAAUGCAAUGCUUUACGGAAUGGGGAGGCUUGAACGAGAUACGUGCCAUGUCUCUGCUCUAUAAAAGAGACGUAAUCAUAUUCAUUGGAGAGAAACAGAUAUGCGAAAAUGUUACCAAUAACGGCUUUAAAAAAGGUGUUAUGUUGCUUUGUCACACGGAACCGAAGCAAUAUGAACCUGUUUAUCCAAUGGCUUUUGUUCAAUCCGCUGCAUACUGCCAGUCUAUUGUUUAUGAAGUUGUUUAUAGAUAUAUGUACCAAAUGCCUGAUAUAAAAACUGUUGCGGAUAGAAUGUUACAUAGCCGAAACACUGCACUUAGACACGACAAAUUUUUCCAAAAGGGGAAUCUUGAUAUUAGGGAGCAAUUAAUUGAAGAUUUAUAUAAAAAAGUGAAAAAUGAACAUAAUGACAUGGAUGAAGUGCAAUCUGAUUGGAAGGGAACACCACCAAUUCCUUAUAAAGUUGCUAAGGCACUGGCUCCAGAUUAUUAUCGCAAUAUAGAGUUAGACAUAUGGCACGAAUUGAAACGAGAAGUGAAAUCUGCAGGCUGGAAUAGGUAUAACAGUAAUGAGCUUCAAGUCGGCGGCAAAUGUUUGAUAGAGAUUAGCAUAAAUGAUUUAGAACAAUGUGAUAGAAAUAACAACAAGAAUGUUCAUAUUAAUUCAUCAGAUUGCAAUACUAGCGAAACUAAUAAAGUUGAGCAACAAAAAUUGAAACAGGGGCCUCUUUGGCUUCAGGGUUAUAUACAGGAAAUGAAUACUGAUAAGGAGCCAGUUCUUGUUUUUAUUAAAGAUCUAGGAGAAAAAAAAUUUGUUCCAUAUGAUGCUCUGAAACCGCUACCUCUAGUAAGAAAAAAUAAACAAAAGAAUUGGACACCAAUCAAUAGAAAUCAUUCGGUUACUUCAGAUUCAAAUCGACGAUGGAAAAAAUCAUACAAUUCUUUUUCGCGGAAGAGAAAAGAUACUAUGAAUAUAACAAAUGAAACAGCAAAUAAAAAUAUAUUAAUUGAUAAUGAUGAUGAUUGUAAUGACGAUAUUGAUAGUGAUAAUAUCAAUAAUAUUAAUAAAACAGUCUUUGAAAAAACUAAUGAACAUCAUAGUGAACUUUCUAAAAUAGAUCAAAGUCAGACAUUAGAAAAUCAUUCCGUAGAAGGUUCUUCUAAUCGUGCGACAAAUGAGGAGGCUAACAAAUUAUCCAAGACAACUGCGUUUGACAAUUUACAAUCUGUAAGUAAAGUAACGCAAGAUGUAAUAGAAGAGCGUAAAAAACCUAAUACGGUAUUCAGACGUGUGAACGGUAUUGCAAAGAACAAAAUUGAAAAAACCAACAAUCAUGAUCUUCAGAAUUCAAGUUCAAAAUCAAAAAUGUUGAAUGAGAAUUAUUAUUCACCUUGCAACGGUAACUUACAAAUGAAUGUGUGCAGUAACCCAAAUGUGCCUUACAUCGCACCCGAUAAUAAUAAUACAUGCCCCUAUUAUCCAUAUGUACCAGGAAAUUUUUCGAUGACAGGGGAACAUAAUCUCAAUCAAAUGGAUCAUUCAUUUGCAUCGAAUGUCUUUUAUAAUCUACAUCUACAAAUGCAGGAUACUUUCCGUACUGUAAACCCAAAUUGUUAUGGAUCUAUAACAUAUGGACCAAGUCAAGGCAUGCAAUCUUUAGGCACAACAUCGAAUGCUCAUGUUCCAUAUAUGCAAGAGGAAGCAGACCGGCUUGUUAAUGACAUGCAAAAUUGUUCGUUAACAUGCAAUGAGGCAGCAGGUAUCAGUGCAGAGAUUUCCAAUGUUCCAUAUUCUAACAUGAAUGGUGUACAAAAACCACCAAAACAAGGAUCGAAAAAUUCGAGUGAAAAGAAUUCCUCAUAUUAUAUUCAACAAAAAGGCAAGCAGAUUGGAACUGUAAAGGGUAACAAGAUGCGAAAUCGUCAGCACAACACUCGCGGAUCGGCAUUUAUGCAAUAUCCAGAUCAUCAGUACGGCGCGACAACGCCGAACGGUUCCGUGAAUCCGUACGACGCGCGAAGACACGACAUGCAUAUGCUGCAGUCGCAACAGCAUCAAUGGGAUUCGAUGUCGCAUCAAGUGGCGCCCGUGAUAGCCGGCCCAGCGAACGUUUAUGCAUCACCACAAUAUACAACGUCGAAUGUAUUCUCGUAUCACGAGCUUCCACCACCCUACACGAACGAAAACUUGGGAAAUUCCCCGUACUAUUUGGGGAACGGUAAUUACAUACCCGUGCCGUACUUGUCGCCUCAGCACAUCGACGUGGCCGAGAAUGCGGCGGGUAUAUCUCCACCGUAUCCGCAACAUUUCUAUUCGACGACCGAGACUUACCCAGGUCACUCGUCAACGACCGGUCAAUCGAUGAUGUACUCACAGCCGAUGAUGUAUCCGCAGCCGAUGCAAUAUCACGCUGUACCGCCGCCAUCGCCUCACGUGCAAGAACAGUGGAAUCCGACGUUGAGGCCGCAAUCUUAUGUUCCUCAAUGUUUAGCCCCGACUCCAAGUCCGGCUCCAAUGGUAGAGCCGUCGUCUAACGGGCAAAGUACUAUUCCGAAGAAUCCAUUUUAAAUCGAAUACAUUUUGAAGACUGAGAUUAAUUACGAAGUCAAAUCUAUGCAUUAACAAAAGUAGUAUUAGUAGUCAGUGAUAUUCCAUUUGUUGAAAGUGAGACUUUGAAGACUGACAGUGGAUGCCUCCUAUUUAGUGACACAAGUCAGCAUAAACAUCGUUCUAUCUUGGCAAUUCAAUAGUAAUAAUGAAUAAUAAGAAUAAUAAGGAUAAAACGAUACUAGUGUCACUAAAUGGAAAACACCCGAUAACUAUAAGAUGAAGUUUAUCGCGGUAAGAAUUAGAAGGAUAAUGACAAAUUAAAAAUAACUAGAGAUACGAAAAGUAAGAGUAAUUAUGGAAUAAAAUAUACAGAAAUUAGCUACUUACGAAUCUUGUUAGAGGGUUUGCUGUGACUUUCACAUUUUUCUGUAUUGUAUAAAGCUCCCUGUUAUACAAAAUAUAUUUAAGGUGCAACUUGUUGCAUCUUUGUGGGCUGUGUACGUAAGCGAAUUUAACAUAUACUAUAGAUAGAUCAACGUAUAAGACUAGUCUUACGAUGCGGCUAAUCUAUCAUAUCAGUGUUUAAAAAAUUUAAAUUGAAACGCUUGACUUUUAUAGACCUAAUUUAAAAAAAAGAACUUGCGAACUUGCCUUCGCCUAGAGUUUCAGUAUUGUCCUUAACGGAUAAUAUGAUUAAUGACAAUUUCUUCUAAAGAGAAAAAAAAUUCGCAUAACAACACAUGUGAUAGCGAAUUCUUAAAAAAACAAUAAGAUUCCUGUUCUGCCUGUUCCCCCUGUUGUGGAGAAAUAUUUCAUGUUUCGUUAAUGACACUUAUCGGGAUUUUAAAUUAUUAAAAACAUCAUUAUUAUUAAUUAUUGUCAUUCAUCAUAUUUCUUAAUAAAAAAAGAUACCGAUGCUUAUCGUAAAUGAAAUUAAUAACAUUAUUGGAACGAAAUAAGUAUCCCUAUUGGGGUUAUAUCAACAGGCUCUACUAAUUGUUAUCGCGUCUUAACAAUUAUAUUAAACUUCAAUUAUUUCCAAACUUAAUCAUUAAAAAAAAAAUCUGGAUUUAAUAUAUAACAUUAAAAAAUCAAUAUAGUAUUAGUUAAGAUCUUGUAAUCCAUUAAUAAUAUAUAUAUAUAUUAAGUUUACUAAAGUUUCUUAACAAUUUAUACAAUUUUUACUUAAGAUUAACCUUUAUAUACAACUUUUGCUAAACCUUUUGCAAAUAAAUGCAGAAAAAUCAA
Pogonomyrmex barbatus (red harvester ant) is the source of this 5122-nucleotide messenger RNA. RefSeq lists its product as uncharacterized. NCBI's taxonomy places the organism in Eukaryota, Metazoa, Arthropoda, Insecta, Hymenoptera, Formicidae. Gene Ontology annotation, molecular function: cysteine-type deubiquitinase activity. Gene Ontology annotation, biological process: protein deubiquitination. The record is from RefSeq and is a predicted model, not a curated record.